AUGAUAAAUAAGGAAAAUUUCUUAAAUAAAGCAAUUUAAAGAAUCAGACUUGAUGAAAUCACAGUAAAAGAAACAUAUUUUCAAGAUGAUUUAAACUAAGAAGAUAGAUUAAAAGAGUUUGAAUAAAAAUAUCAUGGUUUUAGAGAUAAUUUCAUUGAAUAUAAACCUAAUAAAGUAUUAUAUUAAAAUAUAUAAACUAAAGUCUAAAGCAGAUAAUAUUGAUAACUAACAAAAAUUAAUAUAAGCCUUAUUUCCAGGAAUAAUGAUGGAAGACAUUACUGCAGGUAUAUUGGCUAAUGUGACAUUACUAUAUAUUUAAGAAAUAAUAGAAACUGCUAAAGAGUUAGCUGUGAAGAAUGAAUCAUUAAAAAUAUCUCAAAAUGAUAUAAUAGAAGCAGUUAGAAUAGCUGAAUUUAAGAAUUAGUAUGAAUUAGAAGAGGAAUUUUAAAGGUUUUUUUAAUGAAUAAUUAUAUUUGAC
Messenger RNA from Paramecium primaurelia, 478 nucleotides. The record is from the annotation of a GenBank genome assembly. Lineage: Eukaryota; Ciliophora; Oligohymenophorea; Peniculida; Parameciidae.